Messenger RNA from Ricinus communis (castor bean), 1672 nucleotides. Its product is annotated as RNA-binding KH domain-containing protein PEPPER. NCBI's taxonomy places the organism in Eukaryota, Viridiplantae, Streptophyta, Magnoliopsida, Malpighiales, Euphorbiaceae. Gene Ontology annotation, cellular component: nucleus; cytoplasm. Gene Ontology annotation, biological process: regulation of gene expression. Gene Ontology annotation, molecular function: mRNA binding. The record is from RefSeq and is a predicted model, not a curated record. The transcript has 6 exons. Bases 239 to 1540 code for a protein of 433 amino acids.
AAUUUCUUUUUUUAAAAAAAAAAAGAAUAAUAAUAAUAAGUGUACCAAAGAAUAGAUGUAGUGGUAUAUACGGGACGUUGUGACCGUAGAGUUGUAGUAGUUGACAAGGGAGGGAUGAUGUGUGUGCAUCAAACAAAAGGAAAGUAAAGGAGAGACCAGAGAGCAGGAGCAGCAGCAGCGAACCAGCCAAGGCAGUUAGCAGCUGUUAUUACAAUUACAAUUACAAUUACAAAGUAAGAUGUCUGUAGCAGCAGAACAGGAAGGAGGUGAAGGGCAAACCCAAACAGAGGGAAAGUGGCCAGGAUGGCCAGGAGACAACGUCUACAGGCUAAUUGUCCCGGUGGCCAAAGUAGGAAGCAUUAUUGGUCGUAAAGGAGAACUCAUCAAAAAGAUGUGCGUUGAAACUCGCGCCCGCAUUCGCAUCCUUGAUGGCCCUCCCUCUAUCUCUGAUCGCAUCGUUUUGAUAUCUGGAAAAGAGGAGCCAGAAGCCGCACUGUCUCCUGCAAUGGAUGCAGUGUUAAGAGUGUUCAAACGUGUUAGUGGUCUAUCUGCUGGUGAGGCUGAUGCAAUGGGUUCAGCUGUUGCUGGUGCUGCAUUUUCUUCAGUAAAGUUACUAGUUGCGUCUUCACAAGCAAUUAAUUUAAUUGGAAAGCAGGGAUCUACUAUCAAAUCAAUACAGGAAAGCACUGCUGCUACUGUCCGUGUUUUAGCAGAAGAGGAAGCACCUUCAUACGCUACUUCAGAUGAGAGAAUUGUUGAGAUACACGGUGAAGCUUCAAAAGUUUUGAAAGCAUUAGAAGGGGUAAUAGGGCAGCUGAGGAAGUUCUUGGUCGAUCAUACUGUUGUUCCUAUAUUUGAGAAAACUCACAAUGCGAUAAUAUCCCAGGACCGAUCUGCUGAUGCUAGGGCUGAUAAAACUCAGCCUUCAAUCCCUUCACUCACUGCUCUCCAUUCAGCUCCUGCUCCUCAGGUUGGAAUUGGUUCUGAAUACUCCCUGUCCUUGAAGCGUGAUCCUUCAAUUUAUGAUCGUGAAUCACACCUUGACCAAAAAAUCCCGCAAUCUGGAUUGUUACUCUUUGGGCAAGAUUCUUCACUUGGCGGAUUACGUCCAACAGGACUUGGUCGUGCCGCUGCACCUAUAGUUACUCAGAUGACACAAACAAUGCAAGUACCUCUCUCCUAUGCCGAGGACAUCAUUGGGGUCGGAGGAUCAAAUAUUGCCUACAUUCGUCGUACUAGUGGAGCGAUCCUUACUAUACAAGAGAGUAGAACACCUGAUGAGAUCACUGUAGAAAUUAAAGGCACCGCCUCUCAGGUUCAGAUGGCACAACAGCUUAUUCAGGAGUUCAUUAGCAACCAAAAGGAAUCAACACCAGGUAUUUAUGGGAAGAUGGACACGGGAUACAGUUCGUAUACACAAGUAGCAGAGAGUAGCUACCCUUCAUCAUCUUUUGCUUCUCAUAUAGGAGGUUAUGGAUCCUCUAAUUUAGGAGGGUAUGGAUCCCCUGGCCUAGGAGGUUAUAGCAGUUACAGAUUUUGAAUGUCUGUGUGGAAAGCCAAGCCCCUUGUAAUGUAGGACACAUGUUUUGAUGAUUAUCGGAAUUUUGGUCAUUUCAUUUCUUGAUAGUUGAUAGAUAUAAAUAAAUAUUGUGACUUAAUUGACUUUGAAUAA